UUUUCUAAAGAAAUAUUAAAAGAAAUGCAAUACAAUUGAAAAAAAUGCUAAGUAUUUUAAGGUACAUUUUGUUAUGAAAAAUGUGAAAUAGAAUAAACUUUAAAAAAUUAUUAUAAAAUACAUUUAGGUAUUUUCUGAACAGAAUUUGUGGGCCUUGUCUUUUGUGAAAUGUAUAUAUUGCUGGGAGUCCCACUGGGCCUCUUUAUAUUUCCUGUAGUGAAAAAUCCUACCCUCAUAUACAUAAUAUACGCUGUCCUGCAGCUAUUGUAAAAACCCUUUUGGGGCCCCAUACGGGAUUAUACACCAUACUUUCCAAAGUCAAAAGAGCCCAGAAGCUGGAAAUCUUCUUUAGUGAAAAGAGCCCACCCUCAUGAUACUGUGGUAGCUACAUAGCUUGGGGCCUGACAUGUGACCUCAAUACACUGCCAAUUUGCACACAGUAUUUUCCCUGAUAAUAAAUACUUAUUCUGUCUUCAGAUGGUCCAUCACUCCUCUUAUGUACCCGGCUUCAUUCCUCUUCAAAAUCCCCAGCACAGCUUACGUGGUGCUCACUAGUGUUAAUAUUCUCAUUGGGAUCAAUGGCAGCGUGUCCACUUUUGUCAUGGAGUUAUUUGGAAAUAAUGAGAUUGGUGGAAUUAAUGACAUCCUGAAGAACGUUUUGCUCAUCUUCCCACAUUUCUGCCUGGGUCGAGGUCUCAUUGACAUGGUGAAGAAUCAGGCCAUGGCUGAUGCUCUGGAGAGAUUUGGUGAGAACCGUUUCCGUUCUCCAUUGGAGUGGGACAUGGUGGGCAAGAAUCUUUUUGCUAUGGCUGUGGAAGGAGUGGUUUUCUUCAUCAUCACUGUCCUCAUCCAGUACCGUUUCUUCUUUGAACCCAAGUCUUUAAGUGCCAAGUUGAGUCCGAUCGGAGAGGAGGAUGAAGAUGUGGCCAGAGAGAGGCAGAGGAUCAUGAAUGGAGCUGGACAGGGAGACAUUCUUGAACUCAGACAGCUCACUAAGGUUUACAAGCGGAAACAGAAGCCUGCCGUCGAUCGUCUGUGUGUUGGCAUUCCUCCAGGAGAGUGUUUUGGUCUGCUUGGUGUCAACGGAGCCGGAAAGACAAGUACUUUUAAAAUGCUGACUGGAGACUCUGUGGUGACCAAAGGAGAAGCUUUCCUAGCUGGGAAAAGUAUACUCAGAGAAAUAGAUGAAGUACAUCAGAACAUGGGCUACUGCCCUCAGUUUGAUGCCAUCAAUGAUCUUCUGACAGGACGGGAACACCUGGAGUUCUAUGCCAUCCUGCGUGGUGUACCCGAGAAGGAAGUUUGUGAGGUUGCAGAGUGGGGAAUCCGUAAACUGGGGCUCGUGAAGUACGUGGACAAGAAUGCAGGAAGCUACAGCGGCGGCAACAUGCGCAAACUCUCCACCGCCAUAUCACUCAUUGGAGCCCCACCAGUGGUCUUCCUGGACGAGCCCACCACUGGAAUGGACCCCAAAGCACGCCGAGCACUGUGGAACUGUAUCCACAGCGUCAUCAAAGAGGGACGCUCGGUCGUACUUACCUCACACAGUAUGGAGGAAUGUGAAGCGCUGUGCACCAGGAUGGCCAUCAUGGUGAACGGCAGGUUCCGCUGUCUGGGUAGCGUCCAGCACCUGAAGAACAGAUUUGGUGAUGGGUACACCAUCAUUCUGAGGGUUGCAGGGCCUGAUCCUGACCUGCAGCCAGUGAUGAAGUUCAUUGAGAGCGAACUACCAGGAAGCACCCUGAAGGAAAAACACAGAAACAUGCUGCAAUACCAGCUCCCCUCCUCCCUCACCUCCCUCGCUCACAUCUUUAGCAUCCUCGCUAAGAACAAAGAGUUUCUCAGAAUAGAGGACUACUCUGUGUCCCAGACCACUCUGGACCAGGUAUUUGUUAACUUUGCCAAGGACCAAAGUGACGACCACUCAGACAGCUCCAUUCGUCGUAAAGACACUGCGGUCAACAUGGCCCUCCUGAGCCCUCUGUCUGUUAAAGAGAACAUGGAGAAGCCAAUUGAAAGUUUUGUGUGAGCCAGGUCUCCCUUUACACUACAUGCUAACUGGAGCCAGUGGAUUCCACAUAUUUAACAAUGUUUUUGUGGCCUUUGAGCUGCGGCCUGCCGUCAUGACCUCUGUCUGAAGAUAAACGUCUUCACCGGUCAGCGGAGAGGCAGGUGCUGCAGCCGAGACACUCGAUGCAAGUCAAUGCAAAAGAAAUCAAAAGGACUUCUCUCGUGUUUCUAGCAUGGCUGAAUCCGAACCAUGUUAGAGACAGUGUUAAAAACUUGAAGCCAUAAUUUCUGGUGUAGUCUGACUGCACGGGCUGUAUUUUGUGCAGUCGUCGAUAUAGAUCGAUUUUCAUUGUGCAAGAUAAUCGGCUCAAUGGAAAAAUGCCAAUGAUCAAUAAUUCAGGGUCAGUGUCUUUGUAUUUUAUUUUCUUAAGACUAGGAGACAGGAAAUCACAUGCUGAAGAAUCAGAAUCGUUUGCGUGGCCCAGGGCUGAACUGCAAAACUGAAAAUUGUACUACGUUAAAAUGAUUUUGUUCUUGAUGUGUCUUUUAUUUAUAAACAAGCAAUUGUUUUAGAUGUUUUAAAAAAGUCCGAAUGGGGGCAUUAUUUUAUAGGCUCUUCUAUCCAAGAGUGCCUCAUAUUAUCUUUAUACAUGCCUUUGCGCAUGGGCAAAACA
This is a messenger RNA of Puntigrus tetrazona (Sumatra barb), 2684 nucleotides long. RefSeq names its product phospholipid-transporting ATPase ABCA1-like. The transcript has 12 exons. Lineage: Eukaryota; Metazoa; Chordata; Actinopteri; Cypriniformes; Cyprinidae. Gene Ontology annotation, cellular component: intracellular membrane-bounded organelle; membrane. The record is from RefSeq and is a predicted model, not a curated record. The coding region runs from base 497 to 2029 and encodes 510 amino acids. Gene Ontology annotation, biological process: phospholipid efflux; transmembrane transport. Gene Ontology annotation, molecular function: ATP hydrolysis activity; phosphatidylserine floppase activity; phosphatidylcholine floppase activity.